This is a messenger RNA of Chrysoperla carnea, 2070 nucleotides long. RefSeq names its product protein eva-1. Lineage: Eukaryota; Metazoa; Arthropoda; Insecta; Neuroptera; Chrysopidae. Bases 229 to 1947 code for a protein of 572 amino acids. The transcript is spliced from 9 exons. The record is from RefSeq and is a predicted model, not a curated record. Gene Ontology annotation, molecular function: carbohydrate binding.
CGACGCAGUGAUGUUCACAUACCAUUCAAACGUCUAGAGUUCAUUAUCACUUAGCGCACAGCAUCCAAACAUACGUGUUACGAUAUCUUAAAGUUGGUUGAUUGUUUUGAAAUAAACAAAUUUCAUGUGUGUUGUUUUUGUGACUAAAUAAACGGGCAAAACUUAUUUUGCUGAUCCUUUUUUUGGCGUCUUUUUCAAAAUAUACAGAUAAUUAAACGACACGACGCAAUGUUUACCAAACAUGAAAAGUGUGCAUCGGUUUCUGGACCCAGACGAUCGGAUCAUCAUAUGGCAGUUUCAUCGCUUUGUUUUAUACGAUAUAAAAUGGCACCAAUUUGGAUUUUAAUGCUCAUUUUGCAUACAAAUGAUAGUCAAGAUGUCAACAGAGUUGACAAUUUCGCGCUGAUAUCAGGCACGUUACGUACAUUUCAACGUGCAAAAUGCGACGAAGAGCUGGUUACACUGAAUUGUCCAAAAGGUACAACCAUAUCAAUACAAUUCGCACAAUAUGGUAAAUCUGGUGCAUCGAAAACAUUAUGUCCACCCAUACAAACACCAACGUAUCAUCAUGAAGACGUGAUGGCAUCACGUCGUGGUCUAUACCAUUACAAUACACAACCAACAAAUGUUGUCAAUUCAUCGAACAAUAUCACAUGUUUAUGGCCAUCAGCAUUACAGUACUCUUUGUUACAGACUGUGGUGGAAGCAUGCCAGAAGAAACGUCAAUGCAAAUUUCAUCCUUCCGCACAUACAUUUGGUGGAGAUCCAUGUCCUGGAGUACGAAAAUUUGUGGAAGUUGCGUAUAAAUGUCGACCAUAUGAAUUUUUAAGUGAAACUGCAUGUGAAAAUGACAAAAUACAAUUGGAAUGCGAUAUGAAUCAUCGUGUAGCUGUAUUUUCGGCUAGUUACGGUCGAACUGAAUAUGAAAGCGUUCAUUGUCCCCAGCCAAAAGGAGUAGCCGAAGAAAGUUGUAUGGUAAGUUUUGCAACAGAAGCAGUGAUGAAUCUAUGUCAUGGGAAACGUCGAUGUACAUUAACAGCUGACACAGCCACAUUUGGAAAUCCAUGUCGUCCAGCAUCCAGAAUGUAUUUAAAAGUGGUGUACACAUGUGUACCACGAACAGUUUUAAAAGAAAUGUAUGAUUCACCAUUGGAGGAAGAUGAACAAGAUACAGUAAUAUCCGUGGAAGAACCCAUUGAAGAUUAUGAUAGAAGUACACCCGUUGAUCAAGAGUUUUAUCAGGAAUCAUUUGCACAGCCACCAGUUACCAAGAUUGAGGUCAAUCGUUACAAUAACAACAACUAUACAAGAAUAUCACCGCAAGUGACAAGCACAGGAACACCAUCGCAUCGACGGACCAAAGAUUUCGAUACAAAAAACCAAGAACGAUUCUACUUAAUCGUAAUAAUAAGUGUAUCAAUAUGCAUAGUGAUUGUGUUAGGAUUAUUAGGUGCUCAUUUUAUUAUGUCACGUCGACAAAAUCACGACGAUGGUAAAUAUCAGAGUAGUGGGGGUGAACAUAACAUGCCACGUGAAUUCGUUGAUGACAUCAGUGAUAUCAAUGACGAUAUUGCACUUGGAACACCCUUACCAAUCAAUUCGGCAAACACGUUACCAAGAUCGAACAGUGGUAUGCAAACCAAUAUUAUGAUGCCGCCACCUCCUGCCUCACCCAUUGUUGAUCAUACAAAUGGUAGCGGACAAGGAGGAGUACAACGGAACACCAUGAGUGGAGGUGGUGGGAAUGUGUUUGCUGUAAGUACAUUUGGUAUAGAUGAACGUCAUCAUCAGCAUAUGCACCAACAUCCGCCGGGUGCUGGUCAUAUUGGUUAUGUGAUACCACCCCCAGAUGCAUAUCAAACAUUUCAACGACACCAUUCACAACGUGGCGAAGAUCUACCACGAGGUUUAGCUAGAGCACCAGAUAGUCAUUACUUCUAUGGAUGAUCUCCAAUUACGUAUGUUGCUGUCAGUCGAAAUAAAGUGCCCCCGUCCACAGCAUCGAUCUCUUGACAAACCGACCUCGACUCUGUUGAGAUCACUUCACAUCACUCAGAGUCUAGAAUGUGU